Molecule: messenger RNA, 1191 nt
Organism: Kogia breviceps (pygmy sperm whale)
Lineage: Eukaryota; Metazoa; Chordata; Mammalia; Artiodactyla; Physeteridae
Gene: MYMK
Product: myomaker, myoblast fusion factor
Cellular component (GO): membrane
Source: RefSeq, a predicted model, not a curated record
UAAACCACAGCUGCCACCGGAGCCCGUGGUGAGAGCAGCGGGCCUUCUCCCUUUCGCGGCUCUGCCCUGGAGACCCGGGAGGCCUGCGCCUACCUCUCCCCCCCAGCCCAUGGGGACCCUGGUGGCCAAACUGCUUCUCCCCACCUUCAGCAGCCUGGCCUUCCUCCCCGCGGUCAGCAUUGCCGCCAAAAGGCAGUUCCACAUGGAGGCCAUGGUCUACCUCUUCACCAUGUUCUUCGUGGCGCUCUACCACGCCUGCAAUGGGCCCGGCCUGUCGGUUCUCUGUUUCCUGCGCCACGACAUCCUGGAGUACUUCAGCGUCUACGGGACGGCGCUGAGCAUGUGGGUGUCGCUGAUGGCGCUGGCCGACUUCGACGAGCCCAAGCGGUCGACUUUAGUGAUGCUUGGUGUGCUGACCAUCGCCGUGCGGAUCUACCACGACCGCGGGGGCUACGGGGCGUACUCGGGCCCCAUCGGCACGGCCGUGCUCAUCAUCGCGGCCAAGUGGCUGCAGCAGAUGAAGGAGACGAGGCACCUGUAUCCCGACAAGAGCGUGUACACCCAGCAGAUAGGCCCCGGCCUCUGCUUUGGGGCUCUCGCCCUCAUGCUGCGCUUCUUCUUUGAGGACUGGGAUUACACCUACGUCCACAGCUUCUACCACUGUGCCCUGGCCAUGGCCUUCGUCCUGCUGCUGCCCAAGGUCAACAAGAAGGCUGGAAGCGCCGGGCCCCCCGCCAAGCUGGACUGCUCCACCCUCUGCUGUGCUUGUACCUAACUGCAUCCCCGGCUCCAAGCCCCCGCCCUGCCCCAUCCCAGGCCUGGCGAGAGCCCUCCGUCCUCCCCCACCUGCAGAAACGUCCCUCCUCAGAUCCUGAGGUCUCCAGGGCUGUGGGAAGCACCCCACUGAGUGCUUCUUGAGAAUCCACUUAUUAGGUUUCUACUGGGUACUGAGCACCAUGCUGGAAAGAAAAGAACCUUCUCCCUUCUCCUGGGCCAAGGUCCUGCCGAGUGGGUAUGUCUGCAGAGCCCUGGAGCCAGCGUCUGUCCCCACCCCCUUCCCUCCUCGCCCAGCCCCAGCCACAGAGGGGCUCUGCCUCCCCCCCAGUCCCGUGUGCCCCCCACGCCGUCUGUUUUCCCUUGGAAACAGGUAUUUCCACUCCUGACCUAUGGCCUCAGGCUCAGCGCGCCUGG